UUUUGGUUUCUUUUGAUUUAUGUACAUGUAUAUUUAUCUAUUGAGAUUCAUGAGAUCUCAGUGUAUUUGCAUUGUAUGUAUAAUAUAUACACAGCUUUAUAGAAUAUUGCCAAUUUUUCCCAUAUGAUGUAUUAUUGUAUGUUAACAUUGGCUUUAGAAAAGACAUGAUGCAAUUGCAAUAUGCCACAAGCAUGAAUCACAUGAUGAGAUAAAGCUUGAUGCAGCGAAUGGAAUACAAGUUCAACAUGAAGGAAUAUGGGGUUAUAUUUGCCUUUCCUCGUCAAAUCUUCAACACAUUGGCAAAGUGUUAUGUAGACAAUUGGGAGAAGAUAGCAAGGAUGGACAGAUUAUCCAAACAUCAAAAGAUCAUGGAUGGUCAAGAAAGACACCAGUUUGGUUUCAUCAGGUCCAAUGCUUUGGAAAUGAAAGCAACAUAAAGGAUUGUCAACAUAAAGAGCCAGUGAGAAAAAUGUAUCCAUCACUUUGUCCAGGCAAACUCCUCAGUUUAACAUGUCACAAAAUUCCAAUUAGAUUCAAUACUUUAAACAGCACACUGAAGGUUGGUGUUUUUGAGGUUAAAAUUGAAAACAAAUGGCAACCAGUAUCUAUGGCAGACAAACAUAUGGCAAAAUUGGUAUGCCAAAGGAAAGGAGGUGAUCCAAGAUAUACAAGAUUACGUUUUACUGAGGUAAAACAGGAAAUUUAUUUCACACAUUAUGGUGGAGCAUUUCCAAAGGCGUUUUCCUGUGAAGGAACAGAGACAGAACUUGAACAAUGCCAGGUAUUUUCAUCGUCUAAUUGGAGACAUGAUGUAUAUAAAGGACAAUACCUUCGUAAACUUGUAGAAAUUCAAUGUCCAGAAGGGCCAAAUCCUAUUCUUGAACAUUCCCAAUUUCGUCUAGAAGGUGGGCAUCAGGGACGACUACUUGCUCGAGCUCAAAAUGAAAGUCGUUGGCUUCCUGUGUGUACUUAUAGGUAUCGAGAAAACGUAUGGCACUACAAUGUCACGAGAGUCGUCUGUAGAAUGUUGGGAUAUGAUGAAUCAAGUUUCAUUCUAAAGAAGUUACAAUUUCAUCCAGGGGGUAUAAACGUAGAGACUGAUCUGCAAUGCAUGGGGGAUGAAGGUCAUCUUAAAGAUUGCACAUACGACUCAUGGGAUGAAAGAGCUAAAAUACCAUAUUGGCAUCAUCGAUGUGAUACCAUUAUUUUAACUUGUGAUAUGAGGCACUUGAAUAUAAGUCUAGAAAAUGAGGGACAAUACAAAGGUAUUCCAGAAAUGAGCCUCUAUGAUAUAUCACCUAAAACAAAAGAGUGUAGAUGCAGACUAUGGGUAUGCAAUGGGCAAUGGAGAAUCCAAGAAGCAAGGGUUAUAUGCAGACUGUUGGGUUUCCCACCUGAAUACACAACAACCUCUGUGUAUCACUUCAGAUCCAAUUACUCAUUUGAUAACUAUAUUACCCAUAAAUUGAGAUGUGAGGAGAGGUUUGAUGGAGGAAUGGACUGCAUCAUUGAUACAAGCAGUUCAUGUUAUCGAUGGCAUAAGUACGACUAUGACUAUCCAGCUGUCUUUUGUCACAGUAAUAUGCCAGAGAGUCUACCAACCAACUUUACCGCAAGACCAGAACUGGUAUCAAAAGGUUAUGGUCAGGUGGAGAUCCAUUUUAACAGUAAACGUGGUGCAGUCUGUGCACAUGGAUGGGGAAUCAAUGAAACAAAAGUUGCAUGCAGGGGAUACACUCCACAUGACUCAACAAGUGAUUAUGUCAUUGGAGAAGAUAAAUAUGGCAUAUUUGAUACAGAAAACAACGCAAAUGAUGAUAUAGUUAUGAGUCAUGUUAAAUGUAACGGUGAUGAGGAAAAUCUAUCAAAAUGUAGCUACAACCAUGGAGUUGAUGUCUACUGCGAUGGAUUUAAGAGAAUUAUUGUAUUCUGUGAUCUGAGGAUAGAAACUAUAAAAAUACGAAUUAACAAAAUAAAAUAUGAGGAGACAUUCUACAUGCCAGGAAAACUGAAACGUAGAUACAUCUGUGGAGAUAAUAUGGAUCGAUGGCGCAUAAGUAACCAACCAACUGCAAAAGUAAUCUGUCGACAAAACUCACAACCUUACAAAAGAGUUCAGUUUAUAGAGGACCUUUCUCUUCUGAGUGAAGCCAACCCAUCUUUCAUUAUGUUUGACUGCAGUGGGAAUGAGAAAAAUGUUUUAGAAUGCAUGCCCCAUAUUCCACUUAAAUGCCAAAGGGUGGCAGUAAUUCGAUGCAAAAAAUGAUGGAUGAUAGACCAUCAACACCACCAAUACUUUAUUCAUACAACUGU
This is a messenger RNA of Owenia fusiformis, 2313 nucleotides long. The record is from the annotation of a GenBank genome assembly. NCBI's taxonomy places the organism in Eukaryota, Metazoa, Annelida, Polychaeta, Sabellida, Oweniidae.